This is a messenger RNA of Podarcis lilfordi (Lilford's wall lizard), 18506 nucleotides long. NCBI's taxonomy places the organism in Eukaryota, Metazoa, Chordata, Lepidosauria, Squamata, Lacertidae. The record is from the annotation of a GenBank genome assembly.
GGAGUUUCCAGAAUAGAGAUAAAUAAAAAUCCGAGUGGCACUGCUGCCGCUGCUUUUAUUUUCUGAACCGGAGGAACCGCAAAAAGGGUCUUCGAAGGAGGCAUGGCUCAUCCAUAUUAAUAAGCUCUAGCUGCGGGUUGUCAUAGCAAUACAGCAAUUUACUGUAUUAACAGCGCUGCUCCCCGAUUGGUCAGCAGGGUACUAAAUUAUUAAGCAGGCCCGCUCGGGGGGCGGAGCUCGGCGGGCUCCUCCGGCUCGGUCGACGCGAGGGGUGGGCGGGGCCUAUGCUAAUGAGGCCGGAGAAGGAGGCCGGGGCUGCCAAGAUGGCGACGGAGCGCAGUCGCUCCCCGAUGGGGGGCUCGCCGGUGCCGGCCUCGAUGUUCGCCCCGGAGCCCGCCUCUCACGGCGGGGCAGUGGCGGCCUCUUCCAGGUUCCACCGCGGCGUCGCGGACUCGGACUGCAGCGAGGACGGCGAGGUGCUCAAUGGGGAGCCCGAGCUCGACCUCACCAGCAAGGUAGGCCCGGCGGCCGGGGGGCAGCGGAGACCCAGGGCCCCGCCAGCCCAGACCCCGGUACCUGGCGCCUCCGGUACCCCUCACGCGCCCGGAGGCAGCUCCGGCACUUCCCUCUCUCUCCGUUCGGUCUGGCGGCGGUGCCUCCCCUUGUCCUUCCGGGCACUUCGUCCAGCCGCCUUUAAGGAGCGCGGAGCAGGUACCCCGCGCCCCUUGCCGACGCUCCCUCCUCAGGCGGCGAGAGGGCGGCUGCCCCCCUCCGAGUCCUGAGGCACAAGGAGGGCGAAGGUGUCGCCAAGGGGCGGCGGCGGCAGCGGCGGCAGCGGCGGCAGCUUCAAGGGUACGGGCUGGUGUACGUGGCACGCGAGAAUGGAUUCAGACGGGGACGAGAAGGGGGGGGGCCGUAAACAGGCUUACUCGCAAGUAAGGCCCUCCGUUUUCGGUGGGGCUUACUCCACGUUUAGGCAGUUUAGGAUUGCAGCCCGGCAGCCCAGCCCUGUAAAUAAUGCCUGCUCAGAAAUAAGUUCCAUUCAUUUCCGCGAAGCUUACUCCCGGUUUAAGCGUAGGUAGGGUUUCAGCUGUAGUUGUUUCCCCGUUUGUAGUUUCCUUAACAACAACAACAACAACAACAACACCCUCGUGCUGUGUUAAUACAGCCCUUCAAGUGCAAAGUUCAAGCUCCUCGCUUAUCUUUUUAGUGCUUUGCUUUAAAAAAAAGGUUAAAGUUGAAAUUGUUAAACAGGUGCUGUGGGUGAAGUACUGUCAAGGGAUAGCCUUUGUUUUGUAGUACUACCCUGAAGUGGAAUAAGGGGUGAUGUUUAAACAAAAGAAUGGGCAGCGAUACCUGCAUGACUGUUAGUUAACCUGCUGGGUGGGAAUCAUGUGAUGUGCUCAAAAGGGACAAAAUCUCAGAGCAGAGUAUCCAUGAAAAGUGAUGAUGGGCCAUUUUGUAAGUUCAGGCAUCUGGGGCUCUGGUGCUUUACAUUUUUUGUGUGAUCUCUGCAGUUGUGAGUAAAUGGAAGUCAUAGGGGAAAGUGGAGUGGCUUUUUGUGUGAUCUAACUCAUGAAUAAAAUAGGAGUACCUUGAGUUUAUUUUUUGUUUUAAGCCAUCACAAAGCAGCAGAAUAAUUUUUACAUUAUUAUGGAUUUGUUUGAUCUACAGUGUUUUUAUAAUGAACAUUAUAUAUAUAUAUAUGUAUAUAUAUAUAUAUAUGUAUAUAUAUCUAUAUAUAUAUAUAUAUAUAUAUAUAUAUAUAUAUAUAUAUAUCUAUCUCACAUACACAUACAUAUACACUUCAGCCUUCUUCACACUGCUUUUGCUAAGCUUUUGAAUUUCCCUUUACACUUUGUGGCCCCUUGGUGUCAUAUCAACCCUUUUUUAUUUCCUCUGUCAUAACCCCCCCCAAAAAAGGACUAGACUACGUAUCUUUUGCGUAUAAGCGGAAUCUCAUAAUUAUGAACUCCUUGAAAAACAGUUCAUAAACAAUUUGAGAGAAUGUGGCCUCUAGAAAAUCAUCUACUAGUUAGUGCCAGUGAUUUUGGCCCCCUCCCCCAUAUCAGGAUGUUUAACUCAGAUACCUGGUUUAUUUUCAGCUAGUAAUGGUGAGCCCAACAUCAGAGCAGUAUGAUAGCUUGCUGCGGCAGAUGUGGGAGAGGAUGGAUGAAGGAUGCGGGGAGACCAUCUAUGUCAUUGGACAAGGAUCAGGUGAGCAUGGUUUCCUCCUUCAAUACCACAAGCCAAGCUAAAGAUGCUAUAGUGGUUUCAACAGAAACAGCUAUUGCUUGAAGUAUAGUGUUUGUGGGAUGGGACAGUUAGUAUACUAGAUCUCAAGAGUUAAAAGCCUUUCUUCCAUAACACAAAUAAAUUCAUUGGAUUUUUCCUGCAUGCAGCUAAUGCUGUGUUGCAUGUUGGCCACAUAUGCCUAGUAGUAACGAUUUGCUUUCAGUAAACAAUGCUGACCUGCGUUUUGAAUAAGUAUAUCCCAUUCAAAUGAUAUGUGGGGUGAAGAAGGGAUGUGUUUUAGCUUGUCUGCUAUUAAACCAUAAUUUGAAUGAUCUGUUCCAAACCAUAUGCUCAAGAGCACCACUUUACCAGAGAGGCUGGCCCUUUGUUACUGUGCGCUGCCGAUGUGUACUAUUCUCACAAUCCCAGGGUGGACUCAGUACAGUUAUGGCUCAAUUCAACCAUGAAUGAUCUGAGCAUAAUUCUAGCAGAUAGUGAAUUGUUUGUUUUCCCCAAACAAACUGUGAAUGGUAAACCAAGAGCAAAUCUUGAUUACAAUAAGUUCACCGUUUGUUGAGAGCGAGGAAAACCUCAAUAUUGGGUUUGCAUGUAACACUAAGCCAAAUGGUUUGGUUCUGAGUAGUGAAACAGCAGCAGGACCAGUGGAGGAGCAAAGCCGCCACGGUUUUCACUCUGGAUAGCUGCGUGUUUGGUUGUUGUUGCUAAUCCCUGGUUUAGCUUAGCAUUGCAUGCAGUCAUGGGGUUUUUUUUCCGUGAAGCAAGUUGAAAAUGUUUAGGGCAGUUAAUGUUUUUCCUCUAAUUGGGGUUUUGGUUUUUUUGGUAGUGCUACAUAUUUACUUUUCUCUACUCUGACUACCCAAUGUAAAAUAUUAAAGGGUGUUUGCUGCCUUUGAAGUGACUGGUGGUUUUGGCAUUGGUGUUCUUGGCUCAGGUGAUGUCAGUCUGCUUAGUCUUCAAAGAAACAGGGGUGGGGGGAGGGGGGGAAGUGUAGCAAGUGUAAGAUUUGCACCAGCAUAAGUUUCUCAACUGUUAUCAGCAUUUAAUGGGUUAGGGUAGGAGGAGUCGACCACAUCUUGUGUACUACAGCUUCCAUCAUCCCUGACCAUUGGCUAUGCUGGCUGAGUCUGAUUGCAACAGUGGUCCAAAACAUCUGGAGGGCAUCUUGGCUACCUCUAGAGUAGGGUGUGGGAUUAGGUAAUGACCUUCUUGCUGUGUCUUCAACUAAUGGAGCCAAGGUUUUGAAGAGGGUAGCACAAUUGACUCUCGUACAUCCCACCUUUCCUUCCAAACUUUUGAGAUGGACACUGUUUAGCCUGGAGAAAUAGGGCUAAAUGAACAGUUAAAUGCAUUGCGUUGCAUAAGCAUUUGAAAUUAUAAUGGAUUCUUCAUUUCCUUGCCCGGCCCAUCUGUGGCAAGACCCUGGUGAGGUUAUAUUAAUGACAAAGUAACACCUGGUCUGACAAAACAUUUGAAGCAGCUGUUCCUCAUUUCUUCCCUGUGCCUACAUUAGAUGGGACUGAGUACGGGCUCAGUGAUGCAGAUAUGGAAGCAUCCUACGCCACCGUGAAGAGCAUGGCUGAGCAAAUAGAUGCAGAUGUGAUCCUCUUGCGGGAGCACCAAGAGGCAGGAGGCAAAGUGCGUGACUACCUGGUGCGGAAGCGGGUGGGUGACAACGAUUUCCUGGAGGUCAGGUAAGGAGAUAGGUAGGAGGAGUGUUCGUCAGCAUGAAGCUCACUCCUGUAACCUGCACACGUAGUGGUGAGAAGCUGGAAACUCUGGUUUGGCUAUGGGAGUGACUCUGCCUCUCCUUACUAAUUAACUUUCCUUUCGUCUGUGCUUUGUAUACAAGCCAGUGGUUAGGAUCUUGCGCACAUACUUGGCUGAUCAAGCAGUAUCUGAAUGAAAGGAUUGCUGUUGUAGGUUUUUGCUCUCUAUGUGCUAUGUGUAAGCCUGGAUAGCUCAGCUGGUUAGAGCAUGGUGCUGAUAAUGCCAAGGUGGCAAGUUUGAUCCCUGUACGGCAAAGCUUCCUACUCCUGCAUUGCAGGGGGUUGGACUAGAUGACCCUCAGGGUCCCUUCCAGCUCUAAAUUCUAUUCUAUGAAACCCCAUAGGUCCUGUCUUUUACUCAUUUUAAAAGGGCUUUAGCCUUAUUCAGAGAUUGCACAUGACCGCUGACGUUCUGAUGGCUUCCUUUUGCCUUCCUACAGGGUAGCCGUGGUUGGCAAUGUGGACGCAGGAAAGAGCACGCUGCUGGGUGUCCUCACCCAUGGUGAGCUGGACAAUGGACGUGGCUUUGCCCGGCAAAAGCUUUUCCGCCACAAGCACGAGAUUGAAUCAGGCCGUACUAGCAGCGUGGGCAAUGACAUAUUGGGCUUUGACAGUGAGGGCAAUGUAGUGAACAAGCCUGAUAGCCACGGUGGAAGUCUGGAGUGGACUAAGAUUUGUGAGAAGUCAACAAAGGUCAUAACCUUCAUUGACCUGGCUGGGCACGAGAAGUACCUGAAGACUACAGUCUUUGGCAUGACUGGGCACCUACCUGACUUCUGCAUGCUAAUGGUAAGCUGUGCCAUGGUGGUGGGAUGUCAGUAGCAGCAAGGGGCUCUUAACGUCCACAGCACUUUCCCAUCUUUUUUGUUGGAGAGUUAAGGAAUUAAUGAAAACAAUAUAGGCUAGAACUCUCACUGUUAUUGUGAACAGGGGCUCAGAAAUUAGUUGGGGCCGUGGGCCAUGUCACUCUCAGUAAGUGGUGAUUUCCUACCGUAAAAUGUUGGAGGCUUCAAGGUUGGGAGGACUGUUUCUUGUGGUUCACCAUGUUCCUCUUUCCCUAUCUGAGGGUGAUUUAUGGCCUAUGUUAAGGAUUGAACUGAGUUCUCCAUUCAUGCUCAUGCGUCAGAUACGGGUGCAAGCUUCUACAUGAGUAAAUGCUCUAAGCAAAAACACCGUGAAGUUCAGAAAAGCUCUUUCUGAAGUGCCCCCUGCGCAUGUGUCAGGGUGUCAAAGAUAUUGUCAUGUGUGCAAAGCAUUCAAGGUUCGGUACCUGUUUCCAGAACUUAAUUUGACAUUUGUCCUUGCUGGUCUCCCCCUGCUCUUCCAGCAGCCGCAGCAGCAGCAACAACAACAACAAAGAUUUUUUCUGCACUGUGAGGACACCUAAUUCUGCCAUAGUGGCUUAACACAACUUGUCUCAGGUUCUAUCUGUAUCAGUGGAUUUCUUUCCGCAACCAUGAGAGGCAAACUAUUCCUCCCUCCGUGGCACAUUCCUGUGUUGGUUUUGGAGUAUGUGUGCUUCAGUCAAAUAAACAAAGAAUUCUCAGAUUUAUUGGCAUGUAGUCUAAACUGCAGACAGGUGCUUCCUUGUGAGGAGAUGGCGGUAUAGAAAUUCUUUAGCUUAGUUUUCUGUUCAUGGGUCAGUAUCCCAUUAUCAACCUUUCUUAUCAGUAAGAGCCGCAGCCUGCCACUUGAUGACGUGCUUGCAGAAUGACAUUAAGGGGUAGCUGAUACACUCUGAGAUAGUGGCUCAGUUGGGACAUUGUUCCCAGCUUCAUCAACCAUGGUAUAUGUCAAGAAAAGGAAAACCUGUGGCCCUCCAGAUGUUGUUAGAUUCUCAAGUCCAUUCGCCCCAGCCAACAAGGUUGGUGGGUGGUGAUUAGUGAGCUGAGGUGAGAAUAUUCUCCAGAGAAUAUCCUCAAGAAUGAGAAUAUUUUUGACAAUAUUCUCUGCUAGAAAAUUCUCUGGAGAAUAUUUUCCAUGAACUAUAAAUUCUAAUGUAAGAAUCAGUUUUACAACCCACAUUAAAAAAAUCUAGUAAAUAAGUCAAGCUGUGAUCUUGUCAAUGUAAAUAAUGAAUAAUGAUUUUUUUGAUCCAGUUACAUUACUGGGCAUUGUGUCAUUCACCAUUGGCAGUUCUGAAAUGUGAGCUACAGAAAACCUUUUUUUUUUUUAGUUUUAAAAAUGCUAUUCAUUUAAUUUGAUGAACAUUUGAAUUCGUAUGUAUUUCAACUAUUUGUAAUAGCUUUUUUUCUAUUUUGGUGUGACCUUAUUCUUAGCAAUUCUAUACCCUUGGCCAUAAGGGUGAUUUUUAAAUUUUUUUUACAGAAAGUAGUUUUAAUGCUUUCUACACUUAAAGUACCUAGGCCUAUACAGUUAUGUGUAACAGCAUGUGAGGUGGCCUUGAUUUAAAUAGUUGACUUUUCUAUAUUUUUAUUCAGUGCCAACAACUGGUUUUUGCAGUGACAUUCAAUGGUACAAUAUUCUUAUUAAUCAAGAAUAUUCUCGAGAAUAUUCUCCAAAAGAUUAUUCUCAAGAAUUUAACAUCACCAGUGGUGAUGAUGAGAGUUUGAGUUCAAGAGCAUCUGGAAGGUCCCCAAAAUGGGGGAGGGCACGGGGCGGGCAGAGCAGGGUGCUUCCAGUGCAUGUGAUUUCAUGCAAGCGUGCAAUGACCCGGAACAUAACCCCCCCCCCAACAAAUCGGGGGUUGGCUGUAAUUGAGAAUUCUGGCUUGAUACAAGCCAGGAGCUUUGUGGUGAAGCUGACGUGUGAUGUGAGGAAAAAGAGUUAGGGAGGAGUGCUUGGCCCCAAUGCUAGUCCCUGACUUCAUAAGCCAGGGAGGCUGGGAACAUCAUCUGAACAGUGUCACUGGCUUCCCUGCAGCAAAACAGAGAAGUAGAGCUCCAGUUAUGACACUUACUUUGGAGCAGACUGUACUAGCCAUUCUUUGCAAUGCUAGGAGAAGGAGGUAGUGGGCAUGCACCCACAAGAAGGCUAACUCUGACGCAGUGUCACCUGCAAAUGCAAUGGUUUCUCAAAGUGAUUUUGUGAUUGACGUGAACUGGGAAAAGUUUAGCUGAUAACCUAUUCCACCGUGGCUUUUCCUGAGAGGAUUCUGGGAAUAGGACCCAGGAUUCCUCUUCCAUCUGUUCUUGACAUUGUCCUGGUGAAGCAGUAGGAAAUAAGCCUUUCUGGUUUACUUUGCACACCAUGGAACAUACCAGAAAUGUUAUUCCAAGAGUGGCAAGUGCUAAUGUCUGAAGAGCGCUGGGUUUCUGUCCAAUGCUGUGUGAGCAGAACUCCCGCAAGUGUCUGGAGCAGGUUUUGAAGCUGUACAAGGGGGCUGAAUUGGGAGGAGAGGAAAGAGAAGCUCUGUUGCACAAAUAGAAGGCUGUUGCGCUAGUGGGACAACAGUAUUAGAUAGAACCAUUGCUCUCAUAAUUUAUUAAAAUUUGACCUCUUGCCUUUCUCUUCUGGCGUGUCUGCAUUACGCUGCCCAGCAAAGUCGCAGCCGUGUUUCUAGACAGAGACUUAAAAUUCUGCCUGCCUCUCCUAUUCCCCACUUCAUUGUGCUUUUCCUUGAUACAGGUUGGCAGCAAUGCAGGAAUUGUUGGGAUGACCAAGGAGCACCUGGGCCUUGCAUUGGCGCUCAACGUCCCAGUCUUUGUGGUGGUGACCAAGAUUGACAUGUGUCCUGCCAACAUUCUCCAAGGUAUUUGCCUGUAAACUGCCCUGUGAUUGUGGGGUGAAGGGUGGUAUAUAAAUAAAAUAAACUGAAGAUGGCGCAAACAGCUUCUCUCUCCUAUGAAGUGUUUGCCAUCUGUUUUGGUAGUGUGUCUUCAGACUCUACUAAGGAGCCGUUUAAGCAAACUUUUCUUUCUCACCAUCUCCAAUUCCUGGCCUGCAUUGCUUCUUACUCGUUGAGACUUAUUUGGUGUACAGUUUUUUCUCUGUAGCUGGUCUCUUAAAACUGUCAUAUCAGCAGUUCUAAAACAAUUGUUUUGCAACAGUGAAGCUGCUCAAAAGCAAUGUUUUGGCUUGUGUUCUUCCCCAACUGCUGUAAAUAAGAUUAUGGGAAAGAGAAGGCAGCUGAGAGACUUUUUGCAUCUGUUCACUUCCUGGUUCUUAGGGUCAUGAAAGAACCAACUAGUUAGCCUGUUCCUCACAGGGCCCAACAUGGUGCUUCCUGAAACAAAAGCAGCAACUCUUUCCUGCUGUUUCUCCUCCCGCAACUGAUGUUCAGUUACACGAUAUCCCUGAACAUUGAGAAACCGUUUAGCUAUUGUCACCAAUAGCCGUAAACUGUGCAACCAAAAUGAGUGCUUAGGAAAUAUUAUUGCCUUUUCCCUUGUACGUAAUUAUGCACUUCCAAAAAAAGAGGUCCACAAAGAUGAUCACUAGUGGCAGAUGCUGGGCAUCAGAUAGAAAAGGAAUGCACUUUGGGACUACACAGUGGAAAGCGAGAGAGCAAAUGGUUUGCUACCAAGCUCAUUCAAAAUGUGUGGGCUCCUGUUCAGGAGACCCCUGGUCUUCUGGUGCUGCAGUUAUUGGCUUUUCUGUUACUUGCUGCAUAAGAUGACCGAGGAACCUCUGCAAUGUGCAGCUAGCACUGCGGUAGAAAAUGGAAAUUUGAGAAUUGGUCAGGUGGACCUAGCAUUCAGUGUGCUUCAAAGCGGGCGCUUUUAAAAUGUGUACGUGAUGUUGCAUACAUCUUGGCACCCAUCUUUCAUGUGCACAUCUUGUUUUUCACUCCUCAUCAUAACAGUAAGCAUUUGUGGGAAAAUCGGUUUAUUCUGGCAAAGACAAGCUCUUGUCUUAGAGGAGCAUCUAGCACAACAUGCAAUUAGACAUAGAAUCCACCGCCAGGGGCAAAUUUUGAGACAAGGGUUUGGCUAGAAUUGGACAUAUUUUCAAAGCUCUGGUAGCACUGCUAGCUUUGUAAGCAAACAAAAUGAAACCACCAAUUCUCAAGCAAAAAACACAUCCUAGUCUUUCUUGUGAAAACGAUAGCCUUCCAGUCAUAAGAUUCCAUGGUCUCCCUGCAGGCUUCCUGAAAUUGAAACAGGAUGCGUAGUACAGAAAAGCCUAUGCAAAAUUCUGGAUUGUAUGUAAUGUUUUGAUAGCUUCUUAGUAGCAAUACUGAACUUAUUUCUCUCUGAGGCUUAGCUUGACAACUUCUACAAUUAGAAUAGCAGUGGAAAUUCAGUACAUACUAGCUGUAAUAGCUGGCUUGUUUUUCAGAUCAAUAUCCUGGUGCCCACCAGAUGCAUUUACUAUGACUCCCAUCAUCCUUGGUUGAUAUGGCCAAUGGUCCAUAAUGGGGGGGAUGGUAAUUCAGAAUCUGGAGGUGUCAGACUGGGGAAGGUUUGUCAGUGUGGUCAACACCCAGACAUGGAGAGAGAAAAGAUCUGUUAAGAACACAAGAAGCCCCAUACUACAACCUCUAAAGCCCCAUUUCACUAACCCUUUGGUAUCAAAGACUCCUGCAUGUUCUCUUAUAUGUUCCUGAUACUUAAAUAGCUUUCUUUUUAAAUUUAAAAUCCUAGGAAAGCUGACAUCUGUAACAGCUUGCUCAUGCAUACAUACAAUCAUGGGGAAAAGAAAGUACACCCUCUUUGAAUUCUGUGGUUUUACAUAUGAGGACAUAAUAACAACCAUCUGUUUCUUAGAAGGUCUUAAAAUUAGGUAAACACAACUAAGGCAAUAAAGCUGAAUGCAAGAAAGGGAUAUUGAUCUAAUCCUCUCCAUUUUAUUCAUCAAGAAACCCUGAAGCUGUUGCAACGACUUCUGAAGUCGCCAGGAUGCAGAAAGAUCCCUGUCCUGGUCCAGAGCAAAGAUGAUGUCAUCGUUACUGCCUCCAACUUCAGUUCAGAAAGGUGACAGAAAUGAAAACAAAGUGGACCACUCUUUGUCUGCUUAGAACAUGGCCUUCGAACUUUGAUCCCAAGACUCUUCUGGGAUGAUAAUUGGUUGGGAGCACAAACAGAUCUUUUUCCAGUUGCAGUAUAAGGAAUUUGCAACAGAGAUGUGGAAUAUGUUUACAAGCUUAAAUAGUAAGGAUCCUGAAUUGGUGGGAUCUGCGCCUUUAGUUCUGUUGGGCAGGUUCAAAACAGAUUAUCCAGGUUUCUGGGCAAGAAAUGCAUGCGAAGAGGUGAAGAUGGAUGGUAGAAAUGGCCAGGACUGGAGUUAAAGUGGACUUCAGGAAUCAUCUUUCUUUUUGCCACAGAUAUUAGUUUGUUUUUCUUGCCAGUGAGCGGGAAAUGCCAAGGUCAAAUUCUAAUGAAACCAUGUGGAGUUGCCUCUGUUGCUUUGAAUCCAUUUCUGGCAUCCACAGUUGGUGCAAGGAUGAAAGCAAGCAGAGGACUUGGGAGGAAUGGGGGGGUGAUGGCUAGGAGCAGAAAAGGAAUGGCCCUGCUUUUGUGUAGAGGCUGAAGCAAAUGGCCUUGCAAGAAGUAUGGCCACGAGUCUGCUGCUGAUCUGUUGCAUGAGACACCCUCCCCGCCGUUGCCGCAAAAUGUGGAUGCCAUAUGUAUGGAACAGAAGAUAAGCCAUACUGGAAAGCUGGGAUAAAUGAAGGAAGUGAACAGUUGCGUGAGAUUGGCAGCUAGCAUUGUGUUAGGUCUGUCCUCUUCUUGAAAUAUCCUGGACAACUGAUGAUGGUUGGCAUGUCUGCUGGACCGUUCUCUUAAUGGCUUGGUCCCAACUGCUGAUGAGUGAGGGGGAAAGAGAGUAAAACUGUAGGAGCUAAAAAUGUAAAUAUUACAUCUGAUGUAACUAGAGCGUGUGAUCUGAAAGGAAGCUGACCAUGCAAGAUGACUCUCCAGUUGAGUGGGCACUUUUGCUGCCAUCCCAGAAAAAACAGAAGUAGAUAUAAAGUUAUUUAACUGAAUGUCGCUAGUGUUAAGAGUACUACAGCUAGUACUUUCCUGUAGGGAAUUUUCCUUCCGAUACUGAACAUGCCAACCAGCACCUGUGACGUCUUGCAAGUAUUAAGAUCAACCUAACUUAGAACUGUGAAUAACUCAUAUGUUCUCAUUCUCUCUUUCUCUCUCUGUUCCAAUUAGGAUGUGCCCAAUAUUCCAGAUUUCCAAUGUCACCGGUGAGAACCUGGAAUUGCUUAAGAUGUUUCUCAAUCUCCUGUCUCCAAGGACCAGUUACAGGGAAGAGGAACCUGCAGAAUUCCAGAUAGAUGACACUUACUCUGUUCCAGUAAGGAGAGUGGUGCUGAGAGUCUCACUUCAGUCUAAUUUUUUUCCAAGAGGAGGAAGGAAUGGGGAUGUUGGCUUGAUUCUGCUGUUGCUCUACAAUUGUGACUAAUUCAUUUGCCUUUUGCACUUCUCCCUGAUGCAGGGUGUAGGGACAGUGGUGUCUGGGACAACACUAAGAGGCCUGAUCAAGUUAAAUGACACCUUGUUGCUCGGCCCAGACCCUCUGGGUAACUUCUUGCCCAUUGCUGUGAAGUCCAUCCACCGCAAGCGCAUGCCCGUCAAAGAGGUUCGAGGAGGACAGACUGCCUCCUUUGCUCUGAAGAAGGUGAGUGUGGACUUCAUUGGCCAAGGGUAUUCCAUUGCUUUUCUGUUGGGAGAAAAUGAGGGUUUUUUGAGAAACUGCCAGUGCAGUUAGGAGAAUGUUUACUCUGAGACUGCACAAAAAGUAAAGCUAGUUGCGUUGGCCCAUAAGAAAAAAAAUCCAAAAUCCACAUGAGGGCAAUCCCUAAUGCUAUAAAAUAACACGCAAGCUUUUAAGUUCUGUAGAAAUCUUCAUCAGACUAGAUGGUAAAUAAAAUAGGGUUGUGGGGAAAGAGAAUAUUAGUGCUGGUUUUUGAGCCGCCUUAAUGGUGUCAUUUCAUCACAGUUUGAAGGUAGAAUGUGGGAGGAGAUAGCGGAAAUUCAGAUGGGGUUCUGUUAGGUGCUUGGUUGGUUUCCUGUUGCACCCAGAACUGCUGAGGAGAAACAUAUGGUGGCCGAUUCUUCACGUUUGGGACAUAUGAAAUCCAGCUGUUAAUCACAUCUGUCUUCUUCCUUGGGCAAUGGAACCAAGUCCUCCUGCAUUCAGAUGUGGUUUUCUCCCUAGUCAUUGUUUUUAGGAUUGCAACUUGUCAGGCUUACUAUAUGGGGCUGAGAGCAGGUUUUAUUUGCAGGGUCUAAUAUUGCAAAGGCAUGCUAGGACUAAACUUGUCUAAAGGUAGCAGUGGACAUUGUGCUUUUAAGUGAGUCAUUUGUUUAGCAGAGAGAAAGCCAAAGGAAUACUUUCACUAUUGCAUCCCAACUUCUCUACAUCCAUGAAGAAUGGACAUUUGUAAUUUCUCCAACUUAAAGCAGGCAUUCAAAUUGCAUCGUUUAGGCAACCUAGGUUUGUCUGCAACUUAAGUUUGUCCUCAUGGGGGAUGAAGGAAGGACAGCUUGUAAGAAAAUCUGAUAACAUCCCUAAAGGAUAGCAAUUUUGUGUUGACCAAAACCAUCCCUUGAAGUUUUUUGCUUUUGAAAUUAUUUCAUUCUCAUGUUUCUCCCAACACCUUUGUAAAACUCAUGCUCAGCACUGUUCGGCUGGAUGGGCACCCCAUUCCAUCCCAAAAGAGGCUUAUGUAGUCUUUCAUCUGUAAAAUGCUAGGAAAAGAUAUAGAUUUCUUUUUUUAAAAAAAUCAGCCUAAGUGAAUUUACUGCUAAAUUAUGCUUUAAAAUUGUUGCACUUCCAGAUCAAGCGCUCCUCUAUCCGGAAAGGCAUGGUGAUGGUGUCUCCCCGAUUAAAUCCUCAAGCGUCUUGGGAAUUUGAAGCUGAGAUUCUGGUUCUGCAUCAUCCUACCACCAUCAGUCCACGUUAUCAGGCGAUGGGUAUGUGUAGGGUUUUUUUGUGUCCCUUACACACUCCUCCUGCCUUGGCCCUGGGUAUUGAAUUAAUUUGUGGUUGCGUCAUUUAAGUUCUGAUACUGACAAAUUUAUGAGGAGCAGCAACCACAAGAGAAUGGCUGAAAUAGAAAGUGAUUCCUUGUGGAUCAAAUUUGGGAAGUGAUAGAAGGCUCUUAUGGGAUCUGUCACUAGGGGUGCUUGACUUGCACCUUCAUCAAAAUCCCACUUGAGCUAUGGGUUCAGUGGAUGGCUAUAGAAGAAUUGCACUUGGCCUCUGUAGCCUUCCCUAUAGAAGUUAUGAGGCAUGGUGGUAGGGCUGGCUUGCUGAGCAGAUUAGUGCUAUGUACGUAGAUUAUCUUCUGACGUUGCCUCUUCGCUGGAAAUUGAAUAUACCUGCUGACAAACAUGGAUUCGUAAGGUGCUUGUAUUGUGAAUUUAGCAGCAUCUGCAUGCAGCAGCAUAGCUGGUGGCAGUUCAGGGUAUCCUGUGCUACUGAGAUUUGUCCGCUUGUUGCAGUUUGAGUGCCAGUGAGAAUCUUACUGUUCACAGUGCAUUGUGGCAGCAUCCGCCAGACAGCCACUAUCCUCAGUAUGGACAAAGACUGUCUACGCACAGGAGACAAGGCGACCGUGCACUUCCGCUUCAUCAAGACCCCGGAGUACCUGCACAUAGACCAGCGGCUGGUUUUCCGUGAAGGGCGUACCAAAGCUGUGGGUACCAUCACCAAGGUAACAGAGCUUUUGGGGUAAAAUAGGACAUGGGUUCUCAAAGUUUGUGCAUGCCUUAGGUACAGUACUACAGACACCUCCCUUCCCUCUAGUUAGUUACUGAAAACUCGAGCUUCUUGAUAGAUGAUGAUGAUGGGGAAGUUGCUUGGCUUCUCAGAAUUUCCAUACCUUCCUUGAAACCAUGUCAUAUGAACUAGUGGCUCUGUUCUCCUUUUCCUUUUGAUUUUUCCCUGUCUUUAGGAUAGGAGUGAGCAUUGCUAGUUGAUUUUUAAAAAACCCCACAACCACCUUAAACCCAGACUUGCAUAUAACCCUGCUAGACAGAACAAGCUUUCUUUCUCUUCCACUAAUUCCUGUAUUCCCUUGCUGAAGGGGGAAUUCUUGUCCAUCUAUGCCCCGCCCUUUAAACCAUAUGUUGCUCAAAUGGCUAAGUUUUUUUAAUACUUGCCAAACUUUUUUGCCAGCCCAGCCACCUAGUCUGUGCUGUGAGGGCCUUGCUUCCUUUCUGGGUGAAGGGCAAGUUGCUUGGCUUUCAAGUGCUUUCUUCCCAUCUCUAUAAAUUACUUUUUUUUAAAGAUCUUGGGAACUUUGUGGGACCUGGUUGUUGACAGAAGGCAGUUUCAUGCAUGACCUGGGUUAAAAAUAAUAAUGAAAGGAGACUAUUUUCAUCCUGACUUGGCGUAUAGCCCAGCGAGGCUUAGCUGUUGCUAUCACACCUCUGCUUUACCUACCUGCCCUACUGCAGGGAAUAAGAGACAUGAAACAGAAAGUGCUUAAAGAACAGAGAGGAAAUUGUUUGUCACUUCCCUUUCCACUGCAGGGAAAGUGGGAGAUAAGAGAGCUGUGCAGGUGUGAAUGAGAUUUGGUGUGUUGCUGUGCACGCACACCAUUCCCAGUCCUUUUAUUUUAUUUAUUAAAUUUAAACCGCCCUUCAUCUUGGGAUCACAGGGCAGUUUACAAUACAAAAACACAAAGAUACACAACAUUGUAACAAACAAAACAAUAUAUACACACAAACCAGUUCAAAAGGCCAUAGAAUGUUUAAUUAGCCAAAGGCCUGGGAGAAGAGGAAUGGUUUUCCCUAGCGCCUAAAUAUAUGUAAUGAAGGCGCCAGGCGAGCCUCCCUGGGGAAGAGCAUUUUCUUUCAACAUAUUGAGGUCCUGUUUCAUGUCAAAGGUGAACUUUGCUUAAACCAACUCUGUGCUUAAAAUGAAAGCAACAACACUGGCACAAUUCUGUUUUUUGCCUCUACCAUCCUUUCGACUGGCAGUUACUCCAGACCACAAAUAACUCUCCAAUGAACUCCAAGCCUCAGCAGAUCAAGAUGCAGUCCACGAAAAAGGGGCCCCUGACCAAGCGAGAGGAAGGGGGAGCGCAGGCUGGCAUGGCAACGGCGAGUCCCAUAGUGGCAGAUGAUGCAGUUUCGCUGGGAGCAGCCCCCUCAGCACCUUCGAGUGCCCAGCAGCCUCAGGUAUGCAGAGCGGCCUGUGCCAAAGUCAUCUUUCAUGGCUUCUUAAGCUUUUUGUAGUAAACAUGCCUACCUUUUAAGGUGAGCCAGAUUUUACCUGCUACCUCCUAGUCCUGUGCCUGAAUACUAGUGAGUGGCUGGCUGUGAAGUGGCUCUAGGAAGGGAGGGGGUGAGAGCCUUGCCAAGUGGGCAGAAACAGCAGGCCUGGCCUGGUGUGAGGCCCUGAGCACUUGCCCCUGCUUGCCCGUAACUGUAUUGUUAACUUUCCCCAUCGGAGCCCUGCUGCUGUUCUGCAGCUUAUCGGUUGGGCUUUCCUUGUGCAUGUCUUUGCUGUGUGUGGUAAGGGCAUGCAGAGCUCAGAGAAGGACCUCUUGCGCAGUUCUGCACAGGCUGUAGAAGGACCUCCUUGACCAGUGACGGAGCUCUCAGCCUUCUGUUUCAUGGGGCAUCUGGCUGCUCAACCUUUGAAAUGAAGUUCUUUCUGCUGAAGUGAAAACUUAGUCUCAGUUACUUUGCUCUUUUGUUUUUCACUUUGCUGUAUUUUAAGUGUGUGUUGGCAUUAUUCUGAGACUCCUGAAACCGGAGGGAUGAGGUUUAAAUGCUGCAAUUGCAAGCAUCAGCUACGAUAAUUGUAGCAAAGAAAUGCACUUUUAUACAUAUGUUACAGGGUGCUCUCUAAGAAUAGGACUGAAAGAAUCUGAGCUGCUUUCUUGCUUUGCAUCUUGGGUGUAAAUGUGGCUUCCUGGUGCCCUUGCUGUACUCUCUUCUCCUCCAGAGUUUGUCUUGGGGGGGGGGCAAAGUCUGUCACAGCCUCUGUCUAUAUCACUGGUGCUUUGUUUCCUCUCUUGCUGUGCUCACUUGGUGGCAGUUUUUAAGGGACUGCUCUCCCCUCUGCUGAUCUUUGUCCAACAUCUUGGAUGUCUGCUGCCUUCUGCUCACCUAUGCUUCUCUUUCCUUGCUGCUUUCCUUCAGCCUGCCCUGGAUGAAGAGCCCCACAACCGAGAGGGCAGCAAGGUACUUCUGCAUCCUCUGUUGCUUUGACUUGAUUGCCUUGGGGAGAAAAGGCCACCCUUGCAAAGGGCCGUCCCCUCCAAAGUCUUACAAUUUUCCUUUUAGAAUGCCUGCUUGCUUUGGUAGAAGCUUGGCCUAUUGCAAAGGUGCUCAUAGGUCCUGAAAGGAUAAAGACAACUUCAGUUCUUUCCUUCCCCCAGGGAUGGGAGACCAGUGGCACUCCAGAUGUUGGACUAUAACUUCCAACAUCCUUUGCCAUGAGUCAAACAUCAUCUGGGGGACCACGGGUUCCCCACCCUUGCCUUUCACUUCUGGAUACGGUUGGUUGACACUGUCCAUUCCCGCUCCUCUUGUUCAGUUUAGGGCUGAGAGGUUCAGAUCCUGUCUUCCCCACCUUGCCCUUACCUGAGCGCUCUUCUUCUCUACCCCCAGGUGAAGACUGGAGGAGGUGGCCGUCGACGUGGAGGACAGCGCCAUAAAGUGAAGUCUCAAGGGGCUAUUGUGACUCCUGCUGGUGGCUGCUGAACAUCGUUUUUAAUCACUGCGGAAUUCGCACCCUCCCCUUCUUCAACCCAAAACCCCGGAGCAGCCUAACCAAAAUCCAUCCCAGCUGAUCUGCUACUGUGGAACUUCUCCUCCUCCUCCUCACCUCCUGGAGAGGAGCCACUGGGGGGACGCAGGGUUUACAGUUUAAGCUAACGAAGGUGACAAAAGCACACGUGGGACUGACCAGCUGCCGCCUUCUCCCUUUUUACCCCCCCCCGCCCAAACAUUUUGUACAUCGUGAGCUCUUAGUCAUGAUUUUUUAUUAGUUUUUAUUAUGGUGGAUGUUUGUGUGUGGUAUGCGUGCGGAUGAAGAAUCGGGAGGAUCUAGGUAUACAGAGUAAGGUAACUGCCUCCUCUUCUCUUCCCCACCCUGUCAUAUAUAUAUUUUUGAAACUGACCCUGUGUCUGUGGGCUACAAUCAAGAAUUCAUGAAAUCCCAUUCAUACAAGUAUGAAUAUGCUAGUUGGUUCGGAAGAGGUAGGAAUUCCCCCCCUUUCACACCAGUCAAACUGCGUGAGCCCUGGGCGGCCUCCUUUAGUUUAAAGUACCAAUGCCUGCAAUUGGUAAUCGACAUGAAGGAACACACACACACUCCAGCAGCAUCCCAAAAGCUGGAUUGAUAUGAGAUCCUAGAUCUCAUAAUUAUGCACUUGUAAGCUUACUUUAAAAGCGAGACUUGUGGGAGGAGGUGGAGCAGGCCACAAAAGCACUGGUGGCUUUGGAGUUGUUGGUGUAAAGUCAACAAAUUGAUUUCACACAAUCCUUUUUGGGCCUUGUGUUCAAAACCUACUAUUUUUCUUGCAGUCAGUCAUGGGUGCCUGCAUAUUCUGAAUCCUGCCAUAUCUGGUUUUCUAACCAGCUACGUCAGAUUGGGGAAAGGGAGAGACAUUACAAGUUGGCUUCUUGUGACCCACCCAUUUCUUCCCCGUGGUAUCCAAGUGUAUCUUUAAAGGCAGUGUUUCCUUCCCCUCCUUAAGAACUGACACUGUCAGUGGGCGACUUCUCCCUGCAUAUUUGUGUAAUGCAAGAAUUCAUUUCUCCUCAUUAGGGAAAUGGGUGUUGCUGCCUGUAAGUGGGCAUGGGCCUCUUAGUGUCUAGAAGCCAGCUUGCACCCCUCAUUUCAGCCUCUCCUCAGAAUCAUAACUGUCAUGGGUUUAGACACACUCACUGUGUAAAAGCAGGAAGAGGUUUACUGGAGCCAGCUCUGAGCUGUGCUUUUAAAUUUGGACACAUGUUCAAGAUUUUAUAACUUUGAUACACAUUUGCUGCUUCUUUUUGAGGCACUUAUUCUGAAUUGACUUUUAACUGGCAUCAUGUUUUUGUUUAAAAACAAAAACCAGGUUUGUAGUUCACUGGUUUGUAGCUUUUAAAGUCUCUCCCCAUGUCUCUCAUAUUGCUGUCUGCAACAUCAUCCUAACAUUUUUGAAUGGCUGGAGUUUCCUGGAAGCUGAGAGUGAACACUGAUGAGUAGGUAGGCACGGCUUAUGGUCUACUUUCUUGCCUGAAACUUUGUGGGCAGCAUCCUAAGCAGUGACAGUAUUAAUAGCACCCUUGGGGAGAGAAUGGAGCGUGCUGUGGCUAAAGGAAGACGGCAGCCUGUAUCACUUGGUGCCUUGGGCGCCCGGUAGCGACAUCCGCCUCAUGGCCUUCUAUUUCCAAGGGAAGUGGAGACCUUGGUGUGGUGUCCUUUUUAUUUUUUCUUCUCCUUUCAUUCCUUAGUUCUGAAAGAGGAAUGUGCAGUGCUGAAGUUUUCAUUAAAAAAAAAAAAAAAGCCACAUGGUGCUGUGUUCUGUUUUGUGACCAGCAUUUAAAGACUACUGAGGCUGGCAUGAUGUAAUAAUAAUAAUAAUAAAAAGAAAGGUUUGUUUAACGUUUUAAAAUUAAA